Molecule: messenger RNA, 1211 nt
Organism: Paramuricea clavata
Lineage: Eukaryota; Metazoa; Cnidaria; Anthozoa; Malacalcyonacea; Plexauridae
Source: the annotation of a GenBank genome assembly
AUGCAAGAUCAUCGACAUCGCAGUCGAGAAGAAAAAGAGAAAGAGGAGCUAGAGAAAGCUUGGAUUGACAAGAAAAUGUAUGGACAAUAUAACAGAGAUUUAGGUAAAGAAGUGGAUAGGGAGAAGACAUGGUGGUGGCUGAAGAAAGGAGACUUGAAACCUGAGCUUGAAGCACUUCUUUGUGCUGCACAAGAACAAGCUCUAAGGACAAAUUAUGUAAAGUUUCACAUAGAUAGAACUGUUGAGUCUCCACUUUGUAGACUUUGUGGGGAAAAGGGAGAGCAUAAAACACACUUGAUAAGUGAAUGCAAGAAGCUAGCACAAAAAUAAUACAAACGAAGACAUGACAAUGUGGCUUGCAUUGUACACUGGAAGCUAUGUGGUUUGUACCAACUAGAGAAAGCUGAAAAAUGGUAUGAACACCAACCAAAUGGAGUAAUUGAAUCAGAUAAUGUAAAGAUUCUCUGGGAUUUUAACAUACAGUGCGAUCAUGUGAUUGAAUGUCGAAGACCUGAUAUUGUAGUGGUUUUAAAGAAGGAAAAGGAAUGCAAGAUCAUAGACAUCGCAGUUCCAGGGGACUGUAGAAUUGGUAUAAAAGAAACAGAGAAGGUAGAAAAGUAUGAGGAGUUGAAAAGGAAAUUCGGAAAAUAUGGGCAAUGAAAAAAGUAGAAGUCAUUCCAAUAGUAGUAGGUGCCUUAGGAGCAGUUAGUAAUAAACUGGAUAAGUGGAUUGAGAAAUUGGGAAUACAUAUAAGAAUAGAACUUCUACAAAAAACAGCAUUGUUAGGGACGGCAAGAAUACUGAGAAGAAGCUUGGAAAGCUAAAAUCUUUAGGACCUGAGGCUACUGGUUGUAGCCAGCUUCCAAGGAAAAACAUAGCCAGCAUAAGAACAAAGCUGUGAAAAACAUGUAAUAAUAAUAAUAAUAAUAAUAAUAAUAAUAAUAAUAAUAAUAAUAAUAAUAAUAAUAAUAAUAAUAAUAAUAAUAAUAAUAAUAAUAAUAAUAUUUUGUGAGGAUUUCAAUGAUGUUUUUCGUUUUAAAGGGGGGGUAAAUACUCACUGAGAAUUUGUCAUACUCGGAAUCCGGUUGUACAUCUUUCUACCUAAACAGCUGUUUCCUUGUUUUCUUUUUAAGGAUCAAGUUAAACCGUUAUGGCGUUGGAUCAUCGUGAAGUUUUUGAUUUUUUUGAAAGACUUCAUCUAUCAGAGAUAG